Molecule: messenger RNA, 1668 nt
Organism: Protopterus annectens (West African lungfish)
Lineage: Eukaryota; Metazoa; Chordata; Ceratodontiformes; Protopteridae
Product: E3 ubiquitin-protein ligase TRIM35-like
Exons: 6
Coding region: 78-1493 (471 amino acids)
Biological process (GO): innate immune response; positive regulation of apoptotic process
Molecular function (GO): protein binding; zinc ion binding
Source: RefSeq, a predicted model, not a curated record
AUGUGAAAGUCACAAAAUGUAAAUUAGAAUAGAAAUGAAAGUUAUUUUAAAACAGACCAUUAACCUGUGUCAUAGCCAUGGCUACAACAGAGUUUACUGCUAGCAUGAUAGAAGAUCUAACUUGUUCAAUAUGUUAUGAAAUCUUUGGAGACGUAGUUUCACUUCACUGUGGACACAACUUCUGUAGGAAAUGCGUGACAGAUUACUGGGAAUGCAGUGCAGUUCAGGAAUGUCCCAUGUGCAGGGAAAAGUCUUCAAUGGAUGACCUGAGGCCAAACUAUACUUUGAGCAGUAUUGUAAAAACAUUUCUUAAACAGCAGAGAAGUAAUUCUACAACCAGCUGCAUUGCCGUCUGCAGAAGUCAUGGGGAAAAGUUCAAACUUUAUUGUCUGGAUCACAAAAAACUAAUCUGUGAUGUCUGCCAAAACUCCCAUAUGCAUGUGAAUCACAAAACCUGUUCAAUCCAGGAAGCUGCAAAAGCUUUUAAGGAAAAACUGCAGGAUGUGAUGCAAUUCAAAUUGGAGAAGUUUUAUGAAGUUAAAGAAACAUAUGAUCUCAUCUUAGAAGAACUCCAGAAUCAGAGCCAAGCCACAGAAAAACAGAUAAAGAAGGAGUUUGAGAAGCUACACCAGUUUUUGUUCACCGAAGAAGACAUUUUCAUCUGUAACCUUAAGGAGGAGGAAGAGAAGAAAAUGCAUGCAGUGGAAGAAAAAAUUCAAAAGCUCUGCAAGGACAUCAGUGAUCUUACAGACAAAAUGGAACAGCUCAAGGAAGAUUUAGAACAAGAAGAUGUUGUCAUCCUAAUGAAUAGCGAAGCUAUCCAAGAAAGGUCGUUUGGUUCACUUGUGAUUCCUGAAGUGGAGAAUGAUACACUGAUAGAUAAAACGGAACACCUGGAAAACCUUCAGUACAGAGUCUGGAAGAACAUGUUGGAUAUCAUUAAACCAGUUCCUUUCACUCUGAAUCCCAACACAGCAAGCCAGUGGCUUGAAAUCUCAGAUGACCUGACAGCUGUGAUGUUUUCCACUCACAAGCAGAUGCCAGACAAUCCAGAGAGAUUUAAACAUUAUGACUGCGUGCAGGGGUCACAAGGCUUCUCAUCAGGAAAACACAGCUGGGAAGUAAAGUUGGGGAACAGCUUAAACUGGGAUAUCGGUGUUGCUAAGGAGACAGUGAAUAAAAAAGAAGAGCUACCAUAUAGCCCUGAAAAUGGAUUCUGGACUAUCUCACUAGUAAAUGGAUUGCAUUAUAAAGGAUGUGAUGGAUCCACAUUAUUGCUCUCACACAAACCACUCACAAUAAGGGUCUGUCUUGACUAUGAUGAAGGAAAGCUUUCAUUCUGCAAUGUAGACGACGGAGUUUUGUUCUAUACUUGUCAUGAACAAUUUAAUGAGAAACUUUUUCCAUUCUUUUAUGUUGGCUCUUGUAAGGAGGAUGUCGAAUGUGAACCAUUAGAAAUUUGUCCGCUGAAGGUGUCCAUACAAGAAAUGUAAAAAUUGGGCCUGAGAAUCACUCUUCUUCAUGUUGUUGCAACAUGUAGCAUUGAAUAAUAUAUAGGCUGUGAACUGUAUGUAGCAUAGGUCUGAAGAGCACAUUAUUACUUUAAUUAAAAGGCAAGCAGAUUGUUUAAACUGAUAAAAUACAAUAUAUUUUAAAUAAAUACUUAAC